AGAGGAUCCGCGGAGACACGCAUAACAGGUGAUUUAUCCCGAGCAGCAGGCUGAUUCCAACUCCCAGAAUGCCGGAGCAGAGUAACGACUACAGGGUGGUGGUGUUCGGAGCUGGUGGGGUGGGGAAGAGCUCGCUGGUACUUCGAUUUGUUAAAGGCACCUUCAGAGACACUUACAUCCCCACUGUAGAGGACACUUAUAGACAGGUGAUCAGCUGUGACAAGAGCGUCUGCACGCUGCAGAUCACCGACACAACAGGAAGUCACCAGUUUCCUGCCAUGCAGCGUCUGUCCAUCUCCAAAGGCCACGCCUUCAUCCUGGUCUACUCCAUCACCAGCCGCCAGUCACUGGAGGAGCUCAAACCCAUCUACCAACAGGUUCUGGCCAUCAAGGGCAGUGUGGAGUCCAUUCCCAUCAUGCUCGUGGGCAACAAGAGUGAUGAGACAGCCCAACGCGAGGUGGAGACAAAGGAGGGCGAGGCUCAGGCCACUGCCUGGAAGUGUGCCUUCAUGGAGACGUCAGCCAAAACGAACUCCAACGUGAAGGAACUGUUCCAGGAGCUGCUAGCCCUGGAGAAGAAGAGAGACAUGAGCCUGAGCAUCGACGGCAAGCGAUCGGGAAAACAGAAGCGAGCCGACAAGCUGAAGGGGAAGUGCAGCAUCAUGUAGAGCAAACAGCAGCAGCAGCAGAGGACUCGCUGUAGAGAUGUGGAAACAGCAGAGGAGGCAGCAGGAGGAAAGAGGGGGAGGUCUGCCGAUGACUCCCAUAGAGUCUCCCCCUUCCAUCUUACCACAACUCUCAAUCAGCGAGGUUAGGUCUUCUUCUUUGGUGGCUCUCCUCUGUCUGUCUGAAGCCUAGAGGAACAACAUGAUGAGAUUUGACUGAUGGUGGAAACUGGAAAAUUUAUACCAGGGCCUCGGGGUCCUCGUGGCCCUGAACUGGAUUGUGUUUGUUGCCCCAAAAUACUCUUUUACAUGUUCAGCUAC
Toxotes jaculatrix (banded archerfish) is the source of this 986-nucleotide messenger RNA. RefSeq names its product DIRAS family, GTP-binding RAS-like 1a (gene diras1a). Gene Ontology annotation, molecular function: GTP binding; GDP binding; GTPase activity. NCBI's taxonomy places the organism in Eukaryota, Metazoa, Chordata, Actinopteri, Toxotidae. Gene Ontology annotation, biological process: signal transduction. The record is from RefSeq and is a predicted model, not a curated record. Gene Ontology annotation, cellular component: plasma membrane. The transcript has 4 exons. The coding region runs from base 69 to 668 and encodes 199 amino acids.